Messenger RNA from Haliotis rubra (blacklip abalone), 1190 nucleotides. RefSeq names its product phospholipase B1, membrane-associated-like. Gene Ontology annotation, biological process: phospholipid metabolic process. Bases 60 to 1130 code for a protein of 356 amino acids. The record is from RefSeq and is a predicted model, not a curated record. Lineage: Eukaryota; Metazoa; Mollusca; Gastropoda; Lepetellida; Haliotidae. Gene Ontology annotation, cellular component: brush border membrane. The transcript has 12 exons. Gene Ontology annotation, molecular function: phosphatidylcholine lysophospholipase A1 activity; retinyl-palmitate esterase activity; A2-type glycerophospholipase activity.
GCUGGGACAGGUAUGAGGCAGCCAUACGUCUUUUGGCAAACAACACGUUGUUCCGGCCGAUGGUGGAGUCGCACAUGAAGGCGUACCGGGAGGCGGAGAGAACAAGUCCGCUUCGAAGCUUGGAUCAAGCUGGCAGGAACUUUGGAUGCCCUGGGGGAACAUCUCCAAGUGUACCAACAUCAGUGCACGCGCUGAGAGCUGGUGACAUAAAGGUCGUCGCAGCUUUGGGUGAUUCUCUCACAGCAGCCAAUGGCGCGGACGCCUGGACCAUUCUGGGUUGUCUCACAGAAUACAGAGGCACGUCCUGGAGUAUUGGUGGCGACAGGAGCAUUACAAGUGAUGGUAUAACUGUUGCAAAUAUAUUGCGCUAUUUCAACCCAAACGUGUACGGCUUCUCCAACGGCCAAGGUGACCGAGACUCUGCCAACAAGCGAUUCAACGUAGCUAAAUCGGGCGACAAGAGCAUGCACAUGCCAGAGCAGGCUGAUUUGUUGGUGCAGAGGCUCAGAAACGACCCCAACAUCAACUUCCAGAACGACUGGAAACUCAUCACCAUCUUCAUCGGGGGGAACGACCUGUGUCAGUUCUGUGCAGAUGAGCCGGACCACACCGCUGUGAUGUACGCCAGCCGUAUCGAGCAGGCAUUACAGAUCCUCUACGACAACGUCCCCCGCGCCCUCGUGCAGGUCGUCAACAUCUUCGACAUCGGUCCUCUUACAGAAAUGGGUGGCUUCAUUUGCUCCACUGUUCACGUAUACGCCUGUGACUGUCUACUAAACCAGGCAGGACGGGACAAGGCGAGUAUACUGACCCUUGACUACCAGCGAGAGACCGAGAAAGUUGUCAGCAGUUCAAAGUUCCACAAUCACGAAGACUUCACUGUUGUGCUGCAGCCCUUCCUGGAGGAUGCUGACCCACCAAGAAAGUCGGACGGAAACUUGGACACCGCGUUCUUCGCCCCUGACUGCUUCCACUUCAGCCGGAUGGGACACCAGAUGGUGGCCAAGAACCUGUGGAACGCCAUGUUUCAGCCGGUGGGUAUGAAGGAUCGAGACUGGGACAUGAACGUCCCCAUAUACUGCCCAAAGGAGAAUGAGUUUAUAGCAACCGAGAAGAACAGCCGGCGGUAAUGGAGAACGUAGAGUCCUGUCAGCAAUAAAUGCCAACAAUAAAUCCUUAUGAGACUUAAA